Rotaria socialis is the source of this 2406-nucleotide messenger RNA. Lineage: Eukaryota; Metazoa; Rotifera; Eurotatoria; Philodinida; Philodinidae. The record is from the annotation of a GenBank genome assembly.
AUGUCACUAUCACCACCAAUAUAUUGUCUAUCUGUAGUGAGCAUAGAUCCCUUGGCUGGUAAAUCAUCAUUAUGUAAGCGUUUGAUUGAUUCAAAUAAUGAUAAUUAUCAAUUAUUUUUAUCAAAUAAUGAUAAUACUAAUAUUUCUUCAUGGUAUUAUUGGGGUUCAAUAAAGCAUCGACGAUUAGAUGAACAACGUGAAGCAAUAUUUCAUUUAAUUGAACAUACAUCAAUAUCUACUGAUAUUAAUGAAUCAAUAGAUAAUUACUUGAAACGUAUAUCAAUAUCAUCAUUACGCGUGGAAGAAAAAUCAACUUCACAAAGAAAACUAUUUUCUAAAGAUAAAUUCAAUAUCAAUGGAUUUUUGUGUAUAUACGAUUUAUCAUCGAAUAAACCAAUAGCAGAUUUUAUAAUACUUCUUCAUGCUCUAUUAAAAACUCGUCGUUCAAUCAUAAUUGCAACGACAAAAAAUGAUUUAGUUACUAAUCAAACACUUCUAUCUAUUGAAUUUGAACAUUCUCUUCAUUAUUCAUUACCAAAUAUACCUAUUAUACAUACAUCAGCACAUGAACACGUUAAUAUACAAUCGGUACUUGAAUUGGCUUUACAUGCAUGUGAUGAAACAACAAAAAAAGCUUUUCAUAAAAAAUAUAUUCCACCUAACUAUAUAGAUGCUUAUAAAAAUGAACAAUCAUUAAAACAUAUCAUACAAACUGAAUAUCGAGGAUUAUUAACUCGACAUGUUCCUGAUCUUCGUGUCGGUUCAUGGGACAAAUUUUAUGAACGAUGGCAAAAUCAUACAUGUGUACAAACAUUUAUUGAUAUGUUUGGUAAAAAGCAAGCACAAUGCUUAUUUCAUGAGCAUAUUGAAGAAAUUAAAAGAUGGAGACAAAAAUUAAUUGAUGAAAGGCUAAUUCCAAUUAUUGAAAUGCUUGUAGGAGAUCAAAAAUCGAAAUUAUCCAGAAAUUGGGAAUAUGUGCGUUCACAAAUGCAAAAACAUGCCCAAUAUUCUUCAACUGUGAUACCAACACCAAUGUGGUCAGAUUCAGAACGUAAAAAUACAAACAAUGCACUUAUCAUUCCUGAAGAUCUACUUGAUACAUUUGAAGCUCGUCUUCGUUUUGAAUCGUAUCUAAAUAAUCGUCAAGUUGAACAAACACGUCGAAUGAAUUGCCGAUUAUUUUUCGAUUUAUUAAAUCGUUUUUCUAAUGCUGGCCUUAUUCAUUAUGGUGAUUCCUAUGAUAAAGAUUCUGUUUAUUUUUUGGGUCGUGAAUGCUAUGAAUCAUUGAGUGCACAUGAUCGUUUACGUAUAUUUGCAUUACAUCAAUCAUAUCUCUAUCGUUUAAUAUGUUUAAAAUUUGUUGAACUAUUAUUUGAAUCAUUAGAAAUUUUCAUAAAUACAUUUGAACAAAUGAAUUUAACAACAAAAUUAAAUCAUGAGAAGAAUUCUUAUAAUAGAAAAGCAACAACAAUUACAAUAGAUGAUAUAUUUCAAAAAGAAAUUAUCGAACAAAUUAAACAUGACUCGAGAUAUCAAUCAUUAAACGCACGAGAAACUGAUCGGCAUCGUCUAAUAAUGUGUCAUUGUCAUUUUCUAUACGAUUGUAUUUAUUAUCCAUCGUUAACUAUCAAUCAAAUAUUGAAACAACGUCGACGUUCAUUUAAACGACGAAAAUCUUCAUCGAUAUCGUUGUUUAGUAAUAUGAAUGUUGAUGAUAAUUUUUGUCCGUAUACAAGAAAAAUUUUAUCCAACAAUAAUGAUGACAAUGAAACAAGAAUUACGCAAAGAUUUGAAAUCGGUUGUCCCAUGGAGAAUAAUUGUGCAGAUAUUCGUAUUGUCAAUGAAAUCUUAUCGAAAUUAAAAUCCAUUAAUAAUAAUAAUAAUAAUAAUAAAAAUGUCCUAAUUUGUGGAAAUGAUAUUGAUGUGGAUCAUUUUUUUCGAAUAAUAUCCAAUGAACAAAAUAAUUUGCACAUAAAUUUUCUCACAUUGAAAAAUCUAAAAUUUCAACCAAUUGAUGGUUAUGUUUUUGUUUCAUCAAAUUCUCAAGAAAUUUUACAAGAUUUUAUUUCUGAGAAAAAAAUUCAGUUAAGCAUUGAUCAUAUUCAAACUGUGGAUCUGCAUUCUCAAAUUGAUGGUAAUUCCAUUUCGAACAUUCCAAUUGAUAUAAUUAAAACAUCACUCGAACAUCUUCUGUCCAAUGAAGAAUCUCAAAAUAACCUGCAAAAACCUGUUCAUCUUCGUAUAUUACUUUGUUUUAUGUGUGGAAGUGAAACCAAUGAUGUCAAAAAUUUUUUCUCACAAUUAUCUUCACGUUGUUCUCUUAUGAUUAACAAUCAAUCGUCAUUUAUGAUUAAUACAUUUCUUGGUCGAUCAAAUCGAAAAGUAAAACAAAAAGGACUGAAGUGA